AGCGCCCAUGACCCGUAUAUAUAAAGCCAUAAUUCUCUGCCCCUUCACCACUGAUUUCUUAUAAUGUAUGUCUUCUCAUCCCUCCUCCCCAUUUCCCUUUUGGCCGCACUGGUCCGCGCAGGUCUCCCGGAACUGCACGAGCUUGGUCGGAGGGAUAACGUCUGCGCUCUUGAUCUGAGAGGCGCCACUGCCAAAGACUGUCUGGUUGACAACAAGGGAAUUUUCUUCACCUUGACACCACCUUCGACCAUCACUACAACUACUGUAUCAACCUUGCCUGCGAAUAGCCAAUGCGAUCACAUCGUUGAACUCCGGCUCCUCGACGGCGCCUUGCAGAAGUCAGGAGUCUGUGAGAUGAUCACCAAGACGAUCAAAGCGAAGUCAUCGGUAUCGAAGGCGAUUCUUCUUCAACCACUAUCUGAUGUCAUAAAUGGACACGAUAACCUCAAUUUCCUUGCGUCUGCUGUAAACAAUCGAGUGCGUUUACAUGAUUGCGACACUCGUACAUUCAAAUAAGCUAUGAUUGCUUGCAGAAAAAAACUGUUGUUGGCAAGUCGCUCAGGGGUACACCACGGGGAAACGACGAUUUGGACAAGGCGGUCGGCAAUUAUUUUCAACAGACAAAAGCCGCCUCGACUGCUAUCGCACAGAGCCUGGAUAGCAAAGUAGCAGCCAUCAUUGCGCAGGCGCAAGCUAUUGCGAAUGCCCUCCCUCCCGACUCGAGAAUGGGGCGCAAUAAGACCACAACCAAAGCUGAUCUCCAUACGGCCGUUGCCACAGAGAAUCAGUCUAAGUCUCCUGUCUCCACAGCUUGGCCAGCGGUUCUGAUCGCUGCCCCGCACACUUGAUCGCAGUGAUUAUUGCUCAGUACGAUCUCUCCAUAGGAUAUUCUGUUGUCAUGUUUUAUGCGCCACCCCUUUUAUCAUGGUAUUGUUCAAGGUACAGAACU
Molecule: messenger RNA, 949 nt
Organism: Heterobasidion irregulare TC 32-1
Lineage: Eukaryota; Fungi; Basidiomycota; Agaricomycetes; Russulales; Bondarzewiaceae
Exons: 5
Coding region: 64-516 (150 amino acids)
Source: RefSeq, a predicted model, not a curated record